Molecule: messenger RNA, 2148 nt
Organism: Exophiala spinifera
Lineage: Eukaryota; Fungi; Ascomycota; Eurotiomycetes; Chaetothyriales; Herpotrichiellaceae
Exons: 2
Coding region: 1-2148 (715 amino acids)
Biological process (GO): regulation of transcription by RNA polymerase II; DNA-templated transcription
Cellular component (GO): chromatin
Molecular function (GO): RNA polymerase II cis-regulatory region sequence-specific DNA binding; zinc ion binding; DNA-binding transcription factor activity, RNA polymerase II-specific
Source: RefSeq, a predicted model, not a curated record
AUGUCCAGCAGACAUGUCUGCCCCGUGCAGGGCUGUGGCAAGACUUUCAAACGACCAGAGCACCUGAGUCGACAUCGCCUGAAUCACCGACCCAAAAAGAUCUACAACUGUGGGACAUGCCACAAGGACUUCGUCAGGCUUGACCUGCUGCAAAGACAUCAAAGACGCCAUGAGCGUGGCAUGUCAUAUCGCAACUCUGGAGGUUAUGUCCCUGAUACGCCCUCGUCGCCAUCUGCUGCUGCAUCUCAACCUGCCAUUGCGACGGCCACGGAAGUAGAUUUGGCAAUUCAACCCACAGAAGUUGCACCACAACAUCAGCACGUCGAUGCCGUCGAUCCUGCUCUAUCGGCAGCCUCGAAUUCGACGCCCAUGAACUUCGGCAGCAUCGACUACCCAGACUUUCUGCAGGUGGCGGAGAUGGGGAACAAUCACCAUGUCAUCUUCGACGCCUCCGAUGGGGCCCAAGGUCUCGUGGAAGAUCUAGACUGGUUGUUCGGGAAUGUGUCGUUCCCGGACGAGUUUGCAAUGGACCCUUCUCUGGACAUUACCCUUCCCAACGACAUCUCCUUCGCUUCUCCAAACAGCACGCUAUCCCAGCAACUCAGUACGGACACGCCAUCUCUGGGGGGUGGCCCUUGGCUUGGUGUUCGUGCACGACUUCUGGACGCUCUACGCACAUUGCCACAAGACCUCCUGGAAUCGCCGUUCUUUGAACCCGUCAACCUCAAAGCCUUCUUCGAUAUCUACUUUUCCAACUACAAUGCUCAUUUUCCAAUCUUACACCAAGCCUCAUUCGCAUUAGGUGACGCGCCGCCGCUACUCCUCGUUGCGCUGCUCACUCUGGGCGCCACAUUAUCGCCCGAUUCGUCUCACUAUCAAACGGCCGAAAGGAUCCAUGAAAGCUUACGAUGGCUGAUCUUCAGCAGUGGAAGUUUUCAACCACCAGCGCCGUUGUGGUGUCUGCAAGCGUUACUGCUUGUUCAGGCCUAUGAGAAGAUGUUCUCUACCCGGCGACAUCACGAGAUGGCGCACAUAUUCCAUGGUGCCGUCAUCACUCUCAUGCGUAGAGGCGGUUCGUACUCUUCAGACUCGGCGGAUGAUGCCACGAAAGCAUCCUCGGCAGAGAGAGCGUGGCACUCAUGGAUUGAGCAAGAAUCGUUCAAGCGGGUCGCAUAUUUUGCCUUCAUCAUGGACGCACAGCACUCGUCGAUAUUUGGCCACACGCCUGCACUUUCAGUUAGCGACGUAAGGCUUGCUCUGCCAUGUGCGGAUGAGGUGUGGGAUAGCUCGACUCCCUCGUCCUGGAAGAAGAGGCUGUCCGAAUCGGCACCGCCAGUGCAAUUUCUGUCUACUUUGCGGGCUUUACUAUCACGUCGUCCGAUCACUUCGAGCUGUAGCCCCUUUGCCCGCUUUAUCCUCCUCCACGGGCUGUUCAACGUGACUAAACAUAUGCAGGGGCGUGAUCUUAUGGCUUCAGACAUCGAGACAGGAAGAACGUCCGACCACGGCGGCGGCGAAUCGACACCACCGUCAACUAUAGGCGACGACAACUGGAAGGAGAUUCUCGAUCGAGCCAUAGAUACUUGGUCAUUCUCUUUGAUGUCGCAACAACCCUCACUUUGCCUAGAGGCCGCGCGACCUCUACAUCGGAUGGCUCACGUCACGAUAUACGUCAACCUAAUUGACUUCCACACAUUUGCUGGCGCGCCGUCUCUCACUGGCAGCACCACCAGACACGAAUACGCCAAGGCAAAGCGAAGAAUUCAGGUCUGGUGCGAGAGACCAUCGGCCAAACGGACGCUGUCACACUGCAUACUCCUCAUCCAGGAGACCAUGUUCACGCGAAGACGGUAUCGCGCUUCCGAAGACAACAUUGCUCUUCGACCGUGGUGUCUUUAUCAUGCCACCCUGAUCCUGUGGGCAUUUGGGAUUCUGACAGAAGGCAAAUCAUCCGAGAGAGUCAGCGCUGAAGAUUAUCUCGUGCAUAUGCUAAGUGGACUGAUGGAUCAUCAUCAUCGGCUCAAAGGCACGAAUCGGACGCUGGGCCUCCUGACGGUGGUCAAGGAGUCCCUGUCUGAUUGUCGGUGGGAGCUGUUGCAAGAAGCAUGUACAACACUGGGAAAGCUAAUUGAGGUCUCUGCAUCUUGA